Molecule: messenger RNA, 4836 nt
Organism: Zea mays
Lineage: Eukaryota; Viridiplantae; Streptophyta; Magnoliopsida; Poales; Poaceae
Product: receptor kinase-like protein Xa21
Exons: 2
Coding region: 916-4431 (1171 amino acids)
Biological process (GO): protein phosphorylation
Molecular function (GO): protein kinase activity; protein binding; ATP binding
Source: RefSeq, a predicted model, not a curated record
CAGCUAACGUUUCACUUUCACGAGCGACUGGCAAUGACCCUGAAGCAAUGACAGGAUACAUAAGCAGCUUCAGCAGGCCAAGGCAACUGAUGCGAGGUCGGUACGUGAUUUUGGGAGUGGCUCCAUGAUGGGCAAAAGCAAACGAUGCGUAGAGAACCCUUUCAGCGGCUGAAAUAUACUUGAUGGACUAAAUUACUUGGUUCGGCAUUUAACAUUGUAAAACUUUUCAAAAUCUAGAUAUAAAUCUUCUAUCUUAAAUUCACACGUUACGAGAGAGAAAAAAAGAUUUCAUCGGUGUCCAUGGUCUGUUUCUAUAUUGCAACCUAUACCAUGCAAUUUAUUUGUAUAUAAAUUAUGAUUAUCAAAAUAUAUUUCAAUUGCAAGGAUCUCUAAAUGGCACUCAAAAGCAAAAGGCCUUCCAACCAAGACAAGGACUCAGUGCUAGAUUGGUGGACACCAAGCAAACUCUGACGAACAUGUCCGACGCCAGUCUUGCAGCAUGACUAGGACUCUCCGGAUCAGUCGUCGCAAUGGCAAGUGGUGCCUAGCCCCAUCCACAAUAUAAGCACCAUGCAAUGAUAAUGAAUACAAACUAUAUUCAUAUGUUAUUGAAUGAAUACAGAUUUAGUCUAAAACGAAUUAUAUUUUAGAAAGGAUUAUACAAACUAACUGCUAUCAGCUGGGCCUAAGGAUGCCCCCGUCUUUUAUAUACAACCUGUUGCAGUUGACCAAGCUUGACCAUGGGUUAGUAGACAAAAAAUAGAAAGAGGUACAACACUAGGUAGAGCCUCAGUGCUAGAUUGGUGGUCGCCAACCAAACUCUGACUGGCAAAGAUAUCCAACGCCAGUCUUGCUCUUGCAGCAUGACUAAAACAGGAAAAAGCCUGACAUUCCCUCUUCGGGUCAGUCGUCGCAAUGGCAACUCCAUCCGAUCCAGAAUAUAAUAAGCACCAUGCAUUGUCUGCAAAGAAACAUAUAAUCAGCAUCACUAUGAUGAUGCUCAUCUUCCACAUGCUCGCCUUCUCCCUAAUUUGCCUCGCCAAAAACGCAGCCCAUGGAGAUGCAUCAGCACACGCCCUCCACUCCUCCGACGAGCUCGCGCUCAUGUCGUUCAAGUCCCUCGUGGGGAGCGACCAUACGAGAGCCCUAGCCUCGUGGGGCAACAUGUCCAUUCCCAUGUGCCGGUGGCGCGGCGUGGCGUGCGGCUUGAGGGGACAUCGCCGGGGCCAUGUGGUGGCACUGGACCUCCCCGAGCUCAACUUGCUUGGCACCAUCACCCCCGCGCUAGGAAACCUCACUUACCUGAGGCGGCUCGACCUUUCAUCUAAUGGCUUCCAUGGAAUCCUGCCUCCGGAGCUCGGUAACAUCCAUGACCUAGAGACUCUACAGCUUCACCACAACUCCAUAUCUGGCCAGAUCCCACCGUCGCUUUCAAACUGUAGCCACCUGAUAGAGAUCAUGCUCGACGACAACAGUUUGCAUGGGGGAGUACCCAGCGAGAUAGGCUCCCUGCAAUACCUGCAGCUACUCAGUCUCGGGGGAAAAAGACUGACGGGGAGAAUCCCUUCCACUAUAGCAGGCCUUGUAAAUCUGAAGGAACUAGUCCUGCGAUUUAACAGCAUGACCGGAGAAAUCCCAAGAGAGAUAGGCAGCCUUGCCAACCUCAACUUGCUGGACCUAGGUGCAAAUCACUUCUCAGGGACGAUCCCCAGCUCACUAGGAAACCUGUCAGCGUUGACGGUUCUUUACGCCUUCCAAAACAGUUUUCAAGGAAGCAUUCUACCACUGCAACGCCUCUCGUCGCUUAGUGUGCUUGAAUUCGGGGCAAACAAACUCCAAGGGACCAUCCCUUCUUGGUUAGGCAACCUCUCUUCAUUAGUACUCCUAGAUCUCGAAGAAAAUGCUCUAGUUGGUCAGAUCCCAGAAUCGUUAGGAAACCUUGAGCUGCUACAAUACCUUUCUGUGCCAGGAAAUAAUCUCUCAGGUUCCAUACCCAGUUCGCUUGGCAACCUCUACUCCCUCACUCUACUCGAAAUGUCGUACAAUGAACUAGAAGGCCCCUUGCCCCCUCUAUUGUUCAACAAUCUUUCCUCUCUCUGGGGUCUGGAUAUAGAAUACAACAACCUGAAUGGGACUCUUCCACCUAACAUUGGAAGCAGCCUUCCGAAUCUGAACUAUUUCCAUGUGUCAGACAAUGAACUCCAAGGCGUGCUCCCGCGGUCCCUUUGCAACGCCUCCAUGCUUCAGUCUAUUAUGACAGUAGAAAACUUCCUGUCGGGGACAAUUCCAGGAUGCUUAGGAGCUCAGCAGACGAGCCUGUCUGAAGUGUCAAUCGCAGCAAACCAGUUUGAAGCAACAAAUGACGCUGAUUGGAGCUUCGUGGCUAGUCUGACCAACUGUAGCAACUUGACCGUGUUAGAUGUCAGUUCAAAUAAUCUCCAUGGCGUGCUGCCAAAUUCGAUCGGUAACCUCUCGACACAGAUGGCGUAUCUCAGCACCGCAUACAACAAUAUAACUGGAACAAUAACAGAAGGGAUCGGUAAUCUCAUCAACCUGCAAGCACUUUACAUGCCUCACAACAUUCUCAUAGGCUCGAUUCCAGCAUCUCUCGGCAACCUGAAUAAGCUGUCUCAAUUAUAUCUGUACAAUAAUGCUUUGUGUGGACCCUUGCCAGUGACUCUAGGCAAUCUUACACAGCUUACUAGACUUCUCCUCGGUACAAAUGGUAUCAGUGGACCUAUACCAUCUAGUCUCAGCCAUUGCCCUUUAGAAACAUUGGAUCUUUCUCACAACAAUCUUUCUGGCCCGGCACCUAAAGAACUCUUUUCCAUAUCAACCUUGUCGAGUUUCGUUAACAUUUCACACAAUUCCUUAUCUGGGUCUUUGCCAUCACAAGUUGGAAGCCUAGAAAAUCUGGACGGGCUUGAUUUAUCUUAUAACAUGAUAUCUGGUGAGAUUCCACCCUCCAUCGGUGGGUGUCAAAGCCUAGAAUUUCUCAAUUUGUCAGGAAACAACCUUCAGGCCACGAUUCCACCGUCGCUAGGAAAUCUGAAGGGCAUCGCACGGCUUGAUCUUUCUCACAAUAAUUUGUCGGGGACUAUUCCUGAGACCCUUGCCGGACUAAAUGGCCUUUCUGUAUUGAAUCUGGCAUUCAAUAAACUCCAAGGUGGAGUUCCAAGUGAUGGGGUGUUUCUCAAUGUAGCAGUGAUCUUAAUCACCGGGAAUGAUGGUCUUUGUGGUGGGAUUCCUCAACUGGGAUUGCCACCUUGCCCCACACAGACCACCAAGAAACCACAUCAUCGAAAACUUGUCAUAAUGACAGUCUCCAUAUGCAGUGCACUUGCCUGUGUCACACUAGUAUUUGCAUUGCUUGCACUUCAACAAAGGAGCCGCCACAGGACAAAAUCACACCUACAAAAGUCGGGCUUGAGCGAGCAAUAUGUGAGGGUUUCAUAUGCCGAAUUGGUCAAUGCGACAAAUGGUUUUGCACCCGAGAAUCUGGUAGGAGCUGGGAGCUUUGGAUCAGUUUACAAAGCAACAAUGAGAAGCAACGACCAGCAAAUAGUGGUCGCUGUUAAGGUUCUCAACCUAAUGCAGCGUGGUGCAUCUCAAAGUUUUGUUGCAGAAUGCGAGACAUUAAGAUGUGCUCGGCAUCGGAACCUUGUAAAGAUAUUGACUAUCUGUUCAAGCAUUGAUUUUCAGGGCCAUGACUUCAAGGCCCUCGUGUAUGAGUUUCUACCAAAUGGAAAUUUGGACCAAUGGCUGCACAGACAUAUCACUGAAGACGAUGAACAGAAGACACUGGAUCUGAAUGCAAGAUUAAAUGUUGGAAUUGACGUGGCAUCCUCACUUGAUUACCUCCACCAACAUAAGCCAACGCCAAUAAUCCACUGUGAUCUUAAGCCAAGUAAUGUUCUCCUGGACAGUUCCAUGGUUGCUCGAGUGGGUGAUUUUGGGCUUGCAAGGUUUCUACAUCAAGAUGUAGGCACAUCAAGUGGAUGGGCAUCAAUGAGAGGAUCCAUUGGAUAUGCAGCUCCAGAGUAUGGACUGGGCAAUGAAGUAUCCACCCACGGUGAUGUCUACAGCUAUGGCAUACUAUUGCUAGAAAUGUUUACUGGGAAAAGGCCAACCGACAACGAAUUUGGUGGAGCCAUGGGGCUCCGCAACUAUGUUCUAAUGGCACUAUCAGGCAGAGUGAGUACUAUCAUGGACCAACAACUACGAGUGGAGACAGAAGUUGGCGAACCAGCCACUACAAACUCCAAGCUGAGAAUGUUGUGCAUCACUUCGAUUCUGCAAGUUGGAAUUUCCUGUUCGGAGGAGAUACCCACAGAUCGCAUGUCAAUUGGAGAUGCCCUGAAAGAGUUGCAAGGAAUUAGAGACAAGUUUAAGAAGCUCCUCUGUAGUGAGGAAGAAUCAUCAUCCCACUGAAGGGUUCUCCUGCUGCAGCCAUUAGGUGAUUUGUGCAUUAAAGCGUGAGACCGAUUUUUUUGAUUGCAUGAUAUAUUUUACUAGUAUUUUCAGGAAGCACCAAUGUUCUUCCAAAUAAAGUUGUAGCCCUUUGUAUCUUCUUAAUGUACUGUUCUUGGCGUCAAUAAAAAAUUUGCUUCACUUUCAAAAAAAAACUGUCCCUUCGUAACAGAUAGCUUGAACUCCAUCAGUUUACGAGUUAAUCAUGGUCUUCAACUGUUACAAAACUUGGAAUUGCUUAGAACACCAAUAAGGGCCUGUUUGGUUACUUUAGUCUAGGGAUUAAAGUUUAGUCCAUAUCCUGUUUGAUUUGAGGGACUAAAAGUAUCCAUAACACAUUAAAUGACUCGUAAGAAGACCAAAAUG